UUCCGCCAAGACAGCCUUCAAGAGAAAGCGCGAACGCAGUCCCCCGCCACCACCAAUUACGCAGUCCAGUUUCCCACGUUUGGGGAAAUCGCAGGAGUCAGCACAUACGGAGUGCAAUGCAUAAGUCUUGCCCUGGAAAAACCAACUUCGUGAUCACGCUAUUUCCCCUGCCAGGUAAGUAUGAGUGCACACACCUCCGCCCUGCCACAGCUCCAUACGCCUCACCCCUUACACGCACGAUCACUUGCCCCGCGCAUCUCCCACCCCGCCCCCAUGCCGCCCCGAGUCCUCCUAGCCCUGACACACAGCUGGGACUAUCACGUCCAACCGGCGGUCCCGGACUAGCUCCCACAGCACGAGAAAUCCUUCGUGGCAAAGCAGCAGCCCCUGAGCUGCCUCAUCUACACAGGAAUCGCCCUAUCCGUGAUGUCACCGACAGCGCCUUUCCCGUCCCCGUCUGCUCUUCCGCCCCACCCUCUGCCACUCAGCCAACCAACCAGCUGCGGGAGCCGGCGGAGGAAGUGACACCUGACUCUACCUCCUUUCCCUCCCAUCCCCGUCCCUGGUCUCUCCCAAAGAAGUAGGUUCUUAGCCUGUAAUGCCAAGGACCCCUUUGGCGGCCAGCUGGAGCCUGGGCGCUUUUCUUCAAAUAAUGGCUUUUAAAGCUCAGACUAGAAAGUUUAGGAUUACAAAGAAAACAGGUUCUUUUCACAUACGGUUAUCCUUGUGAUGCAGCAUUCCGCUUGACAUUUGGAAGUUGUUCAAUAUCAGAGAGAAACCGUAUCUAUGAAACUAGAGAGGCUGCUCAGAUGACUGCAAACCAGCCAUCCUUACUAGGAGUGUUAUAAAGACGGUCGUCCAGUUUCAUGAAUCUUGUAGGGUUUUUUUUCAAAUACAGCAAUGUACAAAAAUGUGCUGCCCCAGCAGAGCACACUGGACACUCAGGCAUGGUGCUGGAGUUUGUCAUCUCUUCACUGCCUUCUCUAGACCUUAGCGCUUACCUCAUGUUAACACUUUAUAUGCUGCGAAGACAGAAACAAAGUCAUCCAAAUUUGGCAAAAAUAUUUGGGGGAAAUUUGAUUUCAGGUGUUUAACUGAUUACUUUUA
Messenger RNA from Symphalangus syndactylus (siamang), 1107 nucleotides. RefSeq lists its product as uncharacterized. NCBI's taxonomy places the organism in Eukaryota, Metazoa, Chordata, Mammalia, Primates, Hylobatidae. The record is from RefSeq and is a predicted model, not a curated record.